UGGUUAUAGACAGCUGAGCGACCUUCACGUCGUCCUAAUAGGAUCGUCACGUGACUCAGAUCUGACCUGUGUCGGCAGCGAAAGGAAGAAACCGGCGAAGAAGAAUUCGUCUAGAUUCUACCCAGAUUCUUCGCUAAUGGCAGAGGAUCCAUCUUAGUCUUCUUUCAGGUGGUGGUGGUGAUGAUAAGCUCCUUCUUUGAUUAGGACUGAGAAACUGUCACGAAAUUCAAUCUGAUGAGAUGCUUCUGGUUCUAUCGUUUUUGGGAGCACUAGAAGUAACAUAAAACUCAAAUUUGUAGGUGUGUUCAAUACUUCAAAAUGAAAGGUGAAGUCAAACUGAUAAAAAUAAUCUGCAUAUGGAGCAAGAGGUCAAGAAUGAUGGUCAUGUCAUACAUAUGUCAUGGGGUAACGUUGCUUCCUCAUCAUCAUCUCAGGAUGAUGAACAUGAUGACUCAGAUGGUCUGCAUUAUGACAAUAGGCCUUCAACAAGGAUACGAGCUCCUACAUUUCAAUCUUCAAUGUCAAUGCCUGCUUCUAACUCUAGAAAUGCUUCUUUAAUAAGAGGAGGUGGUAGUUCUGUCCGUCCUUCUCAUAGAAGCUCUCUAAAUUCUGGUUUUUGGAUUUCAUUGGAGCUUCUUCUCAAUGUGGUUCAAAUCAUAGCAGCUGUAACUAUUCUAUCUUCAUCAAGACAUGAACACCCACAAUCUCCAUUAUUUGCCUGGGUGAUUGGUUAUGUUAUUGGAUGUGGUGCUACUCUCCCUCAUCUUUAUUGGCGUUUUAUUCAUCGUAAUAAUCACUUGUCUCAGCAUGAAGUGGAACAUUUUCACCUGGGCCCAUCUCAAGUCAGCCUUCCCGAAUCUAUAUCAUACAUCACCAUGUCACCUCAAGCUUUGGAAGAAGAAAGAUCUAGCUUUGCUUCCAUCUUACAAUAUAGACAGAACUCAAUGAUUGUUGGUCCAAGGUUUAAUGGAUUUGUUGACCAUUUCAAGAUGGCUUUGGAUUGCUUCUUUGCGGUGUGGUUUGUUGUUGGCAAUGUAUGGAUCUUUAGUGAGCACUCCUCUGAAUACAGUGCUCCCAAUUUGUACAGGUUAUGUAUAGUGUUCCUUGCAUUAAGCUGUAUUGGUUACGCUAUCCCAUUUAUCCGGUUCGCAACUGUCUGCUGCUGUUUUCCUUGUAUAAUCUCUGUCUUGGGCAUCAGAGAGGAUUUGCGCCCAACAAGAGGGGCCAACUCUGAAGUGGUUAAUUCACUUCCAACCUACAAGUUCAGGUCAAAGAGAAGAGCAGAUAUUGGUAACAAUCAAGAAUACCUUUUCACGUUUGGGAUUUUGAGUUCUGAAUCUGAGGAACGAAUAAUUUCUGCAGAAGAUUCUGCCUGUUGCAUUUGCUUGGCAAAGUACGUCGACAAUGAUGAGCUUCGGGAGCUCCCUUGUUCCCACUUCUUUCACAAAGAGUGCAUAGAUAAAUGGCUUAAGAUCAAUGCACUCUGCCCCCUUUGCAAAUCAGAGGUAGGUGACACUUCAAGCUCACUUUUAGCAAAAAUAAGCCGCCAUUGCAGCCUCAGAGGACUUGGAAGUGGUAUAAAUUCUGCCAGAGUUACACUAUAAAUCAGCAGAGCUUCUGAAUGGUAGCUUUUGGAGCUGUUGAAGUGAAACUAUUCUUUGUGAAUAUUCUGCUUUUCCUACAAUGUACAUACACAUAAGGAUGGUCCUACGAGCUUGGAUGUUACUGCCACCUUGGUCGUGCAAUGUAUUCUUUGGUGCUUCUA
Musa acuminata AAA Group (dessert banana) is the source of this 1765-nucleotide messenger RNA. RefSeq names its product E3 ubiquitin-protein ligase At1g63170-like. The coding region runs from base 357 to 1604 and encodes 415 amino acids. Lineage: Eukaryota; Viridiplantae; Streptophyta; Magnoliopsida; Zingiberales; Musaceae. The record is from RefSeq and is a predicted model, not a curated record. The transcript is spliced from 6 exons.